ACCCAGGCGGCGGCGGUAACGGCGGCGUUGUGAUCCCGGGAGGAGGAGCAGCGCGCGAGGGGGACGCCCGGCGGAUGGGAGCGCGCUCGGUUGGUUCACGCUCCGCGCGCCUGACGCCGGGUGACCCGCCGCCGGCUCCCGUGCGUCCCGCUUCCGUAACUCGGCGUCUUUCGACCUGGCGUCUCCCUCCCGGCGCCGGGAGGUGGGAGGAGAGCCGUCGCCUCGCCGUCGAGGCGGAUUGAAAGCCGGACUGAGCCGCCUCUGCUGCGGUGGGUGGAAACCUGAGUCCUGCGGUGAUGAGAGCGGAUUUCACUGGUGCGCUGCCAGAAGCAUCUGGAAAGGAUAACAGAGGGAUCCACUCCCCCUCCAGAGGACCGCGGGAUAAUUCACAUCUCAGACGCCCCGGAGCUCUCCGCUCGCGCUGCUCUAGUCGCAGUUUUUCCAGCCCCCGGGCAUGCUGGGUAGCCUCGGCUCCCGGUCCACCGCCCGCCGCUGAGUCCCUCCGAGCUCCGCUCAUGCAGUGAGGAUGUGUGCGGCCAGGUUCAGCGGCUGCCUCAACGGCUGCGCCGAGGAGCCCUCCAGGAUGCUGGACUGGACCGACGCCGGCCCGCGGGUCCUCCACAGCCUGGAGAUGGGCACGGUGAUGACCGUCUUCUACCAGAAGAAGUCGCAGAGGCCGGAGAGGAGGACGUUCCAGGUCAGGCAGGACACCAGGCAGAUAGUGUGGAGCCGAAACCCAGACAAGACAGAAGGAGAGAUCGACAUACGGGAGAUCCGGGAGCUGCGCUUGGGGAAGGGCUCCCGUGACUUUGAGCGCUACCCAGAGGAGGCUCGCAAGCUGGACUCCGCCCAUUGCUUCAUCAUCCUCUACGGCCUGGAGUUUCGCCUCCGGACGCUCAGUGUGGCCGCCUUCAGUGAGGAGGAGGUCAGCAUGUGGGUUACGGGGCUGAACUGGCUGAUGGUGGACACCCAGAGAGCUCCGGCUCCUCAGCAGACCGACCGGUGGCUGAGGAAACAGUUUGAAGUCAUGGACAGGAACCACGAGGGCAGCAUCACAGUGAAGGAUGUGAAGACUCUGCUGCCUCAGAUCAACUUCAGGGUUCCCAACAUGCGCUUUCUCAAGGACAAGCUCCAGGAGGUGGAGGCGCGCAGCGAUCUGUCCUACCCCAACUUCGCACAACUGUACAGGACGCUCAUGUUUGACGCACAGAGGAGUAUUAUUGAGCAGCUGGAGCUCUCCUUUCCUCUGCGGAAUGUGGACCGACCGGAGCUGUGUCAGAUCUCCCUCUAUGACUUCCAGAAGUUUCUGCAGAUGGACCAGAAGGAGGCCUGGGCGUCCGACCUGAGCCGAGUCCGGGAGUUCCUGGUGGGCUACAUGAGGGGGGGCUCGCAGCCCGAGCCCAUGCUGCAGCUGGACGAGUUUCUGACUUUCCUGUUCUCUAAAGAGAACUCUGUGUGUGACCCUCGGCUCUCGCCCGUUGUUCCCGACGACAUGAAGAGGCCGCUCUCUCAGUACUGGAUCUCCUCUUCACACAACACCUACCUGACAGGCGACCAGUUUUCCAGCGAAUCGUCUCUAGAGGCCUACGCUCGCUGCCUGAGGAUGGGCUGCCGCUGCAUUGAACUGGACUGCUGGGACGGACCUGAUGACCUGCCAAUUAUCUACCACGGCCACACUUUGACCUCUAAGAUCAAGUUCUUGGAUGUGCUGCACACAAUCAAAGAGCAUGCCUUCGUCACAUCUGAGUAUCCUGUGAUCCUGUCCAUUGAGGACCACUGCAGUGUGGUGCAGCAGAGGAACAUGGCCACACACUUCAAGAAGGUCUUUGGAGAUCUGCUGCUCACCAAACCUGUGGACAGCAACGCGGAGGAGCUCCCUUCACCCUACCAGCUCCGCAGGAAGAUCCUCAUCAAGCACAAGAAGUUGGUGGAGGGCACUCUGUACGAGGAGGUGACGUCGGCCAGCUACUCCGAAAACGACAUCAGCAACUCGCUGAAGAACGGCAUCCUUUACCUGGAAGACCCCAUUGAUCACACGUGGACGCCGCAUUACUUUGUUCUGACCAGUAAUAAGAUUUACUACUCCGAGGAGACGUCUCACUACCAGACGGCGGAUGAAGAGGAGGACGAAGAAGGAAAAGAGGAGUGCAACAACAAUGAGCAGCACUGUGCAGAGCGCUGGUUCCACGGGAAGCUGGGAGGAGGCCGGGAUGGACGGCAGGUGGCCGAGAAACUCCUGCAGGAGUACUGCGAGGGCGGGGCCAAAGACGGCACCUUCCUGGUGCGAGAGAGCGAGACGUUCGUGGGCGACUACACGCUCUCCUUCUGGCGCUCGGGCCGGGUGCAGCACUGCAGGAUCCACUCUCGCCAGGAGUCCGGCUCCACCCGCUUCUACCUCACCGACAACCUGGUGUUCGACAGCCUGUACCGACUCAUCUGCCACUACAGGGACACGCCGCUGCGCUGCAACGAGUUCGAGAUGAGGCUGGGCAGCCCGGUGCCUCAGCCCAACGCGCACGAGAGCAGAGAGUGGUACCACUCCAGUCUGUCUCGCGUCCAGGCCGAGCACAUGCUGAUGCGCGUGCCCAGAGACGGCGCCUUCCUGGUGCGGAAACGCAGCGAGCACAGCUCCUACGCCAUCUCCUUCAGGGCGGAGGGGAAGAUCAAACACUGCCGCAUCCAGCAGGAGGGCCGCCUCUUCAUGCUGGGCAGCUCGGCCGAGUUCGAGAGCCUGGUGGAUCUGGUGAGCUACUACGAGAAGCAUCCUCUGUAUCGCAAGAUGAGGCUUCGCUACCCCAUCAACGAGGACACCCUGGACCGGAUGGGCACCACGGAGCUUGACUAUGGAGCGCUGUACGAGGUCCGCACUCCUCAUUUCUACGUGGAAGCCAACAAAAUGCCCACCGCACGGUGUACGGUCAAAGCUCUGUACGACUACCGAGCUCAGAGGGAGGACGAGCUGUGCUUCCCCAAACAGGCGCUCAUCGUCAACGUGGACAAGCAGGAGGGCGGCUGGUGGCGAGGCGACUACGGUGGGAAGAAGCAGCUGUGGUUUCCUGCCAACUACGUGGAGGAGGUGCCCAGCUCUCCCACCAGGGAGCUGGACGAGGCGUCCACAGAGAACAGCCCUCUGGGUACUUUCCUCAAGGGCUUCAUCGACGUGCCCACCUGCCACGUCGUGGUGCAUAAAGACGGGAAGAACUCGCGGCCGUUCGUCUUCACCAUCCACUCGCAGCAGCUCUCCUCCCACCCGGUGCAGACGCUGGACGUGGCGGCCGACAGUCUGGACGACCUCAACGCCUGGGCCGGCAAGAUCAGAGAGGCGGCGCAGAACGCAGACGCCCGGAUGCAGGAGGAGAAGCAGAUGGAGAGGAGGAAGAAGAUCGCGGUGGAGCUGUCGGAGCUGGUGGUGUACUGCCGGCCCGUCCCCUUCAACGAGGACAAGAUCGGCACGGAGCGGGCGUGCUACCGCGACAUGUCCUCCUUCCCGGAGACCAAGGCGGAGAAGUUUGCCACCCGCGGCCGGGGGAAGCGCUUCCUGCAGUACAACCGGCGCCAGCUCUCCAGAGUGUAUCCCCGGGGGCAGAGGCUGGACUCCUCCAACUACGACCCCAUGCCCAUGUGGCUGUGCGGCUCCCAGCUGGUGGCGCUCAACUUCCAGACUCCAGAUAAGCCCAUGCAGCUGAACCAGGCCUUGUUCCUGCUGGGAGGAGGCAGCGGCUUCGUCCCUCAGCCCGACGUCAUGAGAGACGACGCCUUCGACCCGUUCGAUAAGGACACUCUGCACGUGGAGCCGAUCACCGUCCAGCUGCAGGUGCUGGGAGCUCGCCACCUGCCUAAAAAUGGCCGCAGCAUCGUCUGCCCCUUCGUGGAAGUGGAAAUCUGCGGCGCCGACUACGACUGCUGCAAGUGCAAGACGGACGUCGUGGCGGAUAACGGUCUGAACCCCGUGUGGGUGCAGAAGCAGUUCGUCUUUGACAUCCACAACCCCACCUUCUCCUUCCUGCGCUUCACCGUCUACGAGGAGGACAUGUUCAGCGACCCCAACUUCCUGGCUCAGGUCACCUACCCGGUCCGCCUGCUGCGAACAGGCUACAGGAGCGUCCCGCUGAAGAACAGCUACAGUGAGGAGCUGGAGCUGGCAGCUCUUCUGGUCCACAUAGAGAUCGUCAACGCCAAGGAGGAGGACGACGAGAACUUGUACACGUCCAUCCAGCGGCUGCGGGACCGGACCAGCGAGCUGUCCACCCAGGUGUCCCUCCUGGAGCGCUCGGGCUCGGCGGACCUGAGCUACCAGCAGAGCCUGGAGGAGCUGCGAGCGGCUCAGGACCAGCUGAGCGAGCUGGUGGAGGCUCGGAACCGCCGGCUGAUGGAGAAGAAGAGGAGGGAGAAGCUGAGGCAGCAGGUGGCGGCGAAGCGCAGUUAAUCCUCCCAACCACCGUAAGGUGUUAGAACUCCGACAUGAAAACGGCGCCCAGCACGCCGUGCCCGGGGGGGAGGGGCGUGAACCCGCCAGCCGUCAGAAGAGGCGAACUCUCCGAACUCUCCGAUGGCGAGACGCCAUCCUCUCAUAACUGGAAAACUCAGCGCGUCCUUUCACAUUAAAAGACACUGAAGAAGCUCAUGGACUUAAAACAGAAAACAAACAAACUUAAGCUAUAAAAACAAUCACACACUGGAGGCUGAAACACACGCAGAGAUGAGACCAACGUCUUCUCAUGUUUCUAUGGAAACUGUGCUGACACGAGGUCAAAGGUCGCGUCAGUUUUUUACGCUAACGUGGCUCAAGCUUAUUUCAAUAGU
Molecule: messenger RNA, 4803 nt
Organism: Salarias fasciatus (jewelled blenny)
Lineage: Eukaryota; Metazoa; Chordata; Actinopteri; Blenniiformes; Blenniidae
Product: 1-phosphatidylinositol 4,5-bisphosphate phosphodiesterase gamma-1-like
Exons: 32
Coding region: 527-4426 (1299 amino acids)
Biological process (GO): phospholipid catabolic process; phosphatidylinositol-mediated signaling; positive regulation of epithelial cell migration
Cellular component (GO): ruffle membrane
Molecular function (GO): protein binding; calcium ion binding; phosphatidylinositol-4,5-bisphosphate phospholipase C activity
Source: RefSeq, a predicted model, not a curated record